AUGUUGGGUUAUCAGCAGCACUCAAGGCCCCACCAUCUGAGUGAGGGCUGUGCAAAGGCCAAGUGCCAACCCAAUUUGGCAGAGGCUCCCCACGCGGCUUCUCAUACAGACCAUAUAUUGUGCACAGUGUCCGCACUGCGACGAAGGAAAUUCUUCAGCGCACCUUCUGCCUGGUACUGCCCAGCUGCCCUUCUUGAUGCUUCUCACCUUUCAAGAUCAGCUAUUGCCUCCGCGCAUCUGCUCUUCGGGACUCCUUUACCAAGUGUAGUAUGCGAAAACACUAAUAGGUUUGUUUUGUUCGUUCUGUGUACCAGUGCGAAUCUGCUCAUGGAGACUUUCCCAUGGGAGGAUGGGGAUCCACCGGAUCGUCACCUUCAGCGCAAGUCUGGUGACGACGCAGAUGAAGAGCAAGUGCAAGUGCAAGUUCAGGCUUUCUCAAAAGUUGUGUCGACGUGGAUGUUUGUCGCUGCAACUACUGGUGUGGUCGCGGGUAGAUCAGUGCAAAUGGGUUUGAGUAGGUGGGAUGGUGGAGAUGCAUUUCUGGUGUCGUCGAGCUCGAUUCAAUGCUGCGGUUCUCCUUGCUUAAGGUUCGAUGGUCUUGGUUUGGAGACAGCAGGCAGGGAGGGGGAUGCUCACGGUGUGACUCCACCUGGGUUCGGUGUCGCGGAAGUGGGUUCCUACGAGCAACUGCAACUGGACCUGGGAUUGACGGACAUCACCAAAUACUUUUCUUAUUCUAAGCUUUGGCGUUUGUUAUAUUUUAUAAAUGACGCGCCAUUUCGUAUACACAAGUACGCGAAAACCGCCGGAGGACAAUGUCGACCCUCGCCGGCUGGCCUCCUCGGGAUCACUUAACGCUGAUUGAUUCCUCCAGGGAGGUGAAGAUUCGAGAUGGAUCCCCUAAAACCCACUGACGUAGUUAUAUCUGCUCCAUACAUAUAUAUACAUAUAUAUAUAUAUAUAUAUAUAUAUAUAUAUAGAUUCAUAUUCAUUAACAGGUCUAUACCAUACCAUUUGUAACAAAACCAGGUUUUUCGGUGGCGAUUACGAUGGCCAUCUAGAUGAAACUUGUUGCUGAGAAUGGCGAUCAAGGUUCUCCCAGGUGCUAUCUACGAUUACCCUGUACGGAACCUCAACUAACGUCGACUACAUCUAUGGCGAGGAUCGCGAUGUAAAGCGCUUCCCUCCGCCCAUACGCAAUGCAGUACAGAUCCCAAGAUAGAGUCCCACAAACCUUCAAGCACCUCACACCUCAAGCUCGGCACUAGGUCUGUAAUCAGUUGCAGCCGCUGCAUCGAAGUCCCUCCCCUUUCCUCCAUUCUGUAGUAGUCCUUCGUCCCGCCAGGGUUUGGAGCAAUACAAUGCAAUGGAGUUUAGACAAGGUGACGGUGGCCGAUAGCUCGAACUCUACUCACAAGCAGCGUGAGGCUGAUUACCGAUCUAGUGUUCUUCUUAACAGUGUAAAUGGCACUCGCCGCCAUGUACUUGUAGAGUGCAGUACAAAUCCCAAGAUUUCUCACAUGCGGAGGUUCUUUACAAUGAUUCUCCGAACCCCAGCAAUAUUACUGGGCUAGCUCAAUAUUUUACCCACAUUUGUUUUCAGAGUGAAGUUAGGUUUUUUCUUCUUCGUCUUCUGUCCCUUUUCUUUUUAAUAAACGAUUCAUUCUCAAAGCUCUCUACUUAA
Physcomitrium patens is the source of this 1684-nucleotide messenger RNA. RefSeq lists its product as uncharacterized. NCBI's taxonomy places the organism in Eukaryota, Viridiplantae, Streptophyta, Bryopsida, Funariales, Funariaceae. The record is from RefSeq and is a predicted model, not a curated record.